This is a messenger RNA of Panicum hallii, 840 nucleotides long. Its product is annotated as NAD(P)H-quinone oxidoreductase subunit L, chloroplastic. Bases 86 to 649 code for a protein of 187 amino acids. Lineage: Eukaryota; Viridiplantae; Streptophyta; Magnoliopsida; Poales; Poaceae. The record is from RefSeq and is a predicted model, not a curated record. The transcript is spliced from 5 exons. Gene Ontology annotation, molecular function: oxidoreductase activity, acting on NAD(P)H, quinone or similar compound as acceptor.
GCGCCACCGGCCACGCCGCAGGCCCGCAGCGCCGCGCAAACCCCCGUGCCUGCCCAAAAGGGAACCUCGCCGCGGCCGCCGACCGAUGGACGCCGCCGCCGCCGCCUCAUGGCGCCUCCUUGCCCCGACCUCCUCGUCGCCGCCCCGCUUCCUGCAGGUGCCCAAACGGAAGGCGACCUUCGCGGCAUCGCCACGGCACUCGGCCAGGUCCAGGCUCCCCUGCCUCCUCCACGACAAGCCUGCGCCGCCGGCCCCGGAGAACACCCAGCUGCAGAGGCUGGCGGCGGCGUUGCAGUGGGCCGCCGUCUGGGCAGCCGUUGAGGCGCCGGCGGCGCUGGCGGUGACCGGGGAGGAGGACAUCGACCUCCUGGGGAUCCUGCCGCCGAUCGCCGCGUUCGCCUUCUUCUACUUCCUCGUCUGUCCUCCGCUGAUCAUGAACUGGAUGAGGACGAGGUGGUACAAGCGCAAGUUCGUGGAGACGUACCUGCAGUUCAUGUUCACCUACCUCUUCUACCCCGCGAUGAUGUUCUGGGCGCCGUUCGUCAACUACAGGAAGUUCCCGAGGGACCCAACCAUGAAGUACCCUUGGUCCAAGCCAAAGGAGGGGACGCCGUUGUUCAAGGACAGAUACCCGCCUAUAGACUCGUAGAGACAAUACUUGUACUCGUAUAGGCUCUUCAUGGGCCUGCAGCAAAACAUUUCUUUAUCUGAACCAUCUGUGAAAAAAAAAACAAUAUCACAAUCCAGCACUAGUAUAUAUGGGAAGAAAGGGACUCUGGAGACUCGACUCUCGAGUCAUUGCAGUUGCAUGUAAAGGGGAAGGACCGUGCGUUUUUUUUU